Mesorhabditis spiculigera is the source of this 717-nucleotide messenger RNA. NCBI's taxonomy places the organism in Eukaryota, Metazoa, Nematoda, Chromadorea, Rhabditida, Rhabditidae. The record is from the annotation of a GenBank genome assembly.
AUGUCUCAUCGACAAGUUCAAUUGGCGUUCAACGAGGACCAUCCAUCAUCAAAGUACUUUUCUAAAGAACCUUCGGAAGAUUCAUUGAUCGCCUUUCCUUAUAGUCAAUUUGACGUUGUCAUACCGGAUAUCAACGAAAAGGAAUUGAAAGAGAUGGGAGUGGCCGUCGAUUGUGAAAACUUAUCGCCCGGCUCAUUUUCAUCGACGCCUUUUCCAGUUACUGGGCAAAUCCAUGGCCGAAAUCUUCGUUUAAUGGCUCCCCUCGUUUGUCAACAUUGUGUACGGCCGAAUAGACCGGUUCUACAUGUCUGGUUUCUGAUCGAUACGGGCUCGCCCUUCACCACAUUGACUGUCAAGACACUCGAAAGGCUAAUCGGACCUGGUUUCACCAACCACCAAUACGACGUCUAUAUUCAGGACCGGGAAAAGAAGAUUCGAUGCCAUAUCUCACGCGCCCACUUUUCCGAAGUAAACGUCUUGGGGAUGGAUGCCAUCAUGAAACUCAAAUUGACCAUAAAAUUCGACUGGAAAGUAUCGGAUGAUACUUUUGAUCUGUUUGGUGGUAUAUUGGGAAUGAGGACAAUCAUAUCGAAAGAAUGGCAUUCUGUCAAUAGAAUUGCUAUUCCACAAGAUACCACUAUUCUCUAUUAUCAACCCAACAAGGCAACCAUACAAUUUGAUCGAAAGUCACCACGCCACAUUGUUGUCGGCCAAAAU